AUGGCGAAAACACGGGACAGUGCUUUCGAUAAUUUCGAUAAUGAUAGCACAAAAAGCGAGGACGAAUGCAGCGACGAUUUCUCUCCAAUCGAGAUGAGAAAUUUCGGAAAUAAAAAACGACACCGCAAGAGAAGCGCAUCCUUACCAUUCAUCGAAGGAAGCAAUGGUGGACUUUGGAAAGGUUUGGUCGCCGCGAAAUCGAAGGAAACACAGUCUGUAAAAUCUAAAGUAGGUAAUUCUCGAAGUGCCAGGACGGGGAAUGAGUGGAAAUCGGAUUUACACGCAGAUGAAACGAUGGAAUUAUCAAAUCAAAGGUUGCAGGAUGGAAACCGUCCCACGAGAAGAAGUUCGAGCAUGCCUGAAUUUUAUUCCAGAUCAGACAGUGGAAAAAAGGUGUCGCAUCGCAGGACCGUAGGGAGCGGGCCAAAGACGAGGAAUAAAACUGAUGAAACCGUAGCGAGGAACUUAGAACUUAGUGACGACGAAAGUAAAACCCUAAGACUGCCGAUAAUAUCUGGCGGCGAAUCUUUCAAGUGGGCAAAUGAUCAAAAUGGGAACCAAGUAGAGUCCUCGUCAAGGAGAUCUCCAGAAAGCACCACUUUACAGCGAAAAACAUAUCUUCCUCAUAUCAAUUCAAAAAACGGAACUUUCUUCGUGAAAUCAAGGUAUUCCGAAAAAUGA
Messenger RNA from Pocillopora meandrina, 681 nucleotides. NCBI's taxonomy places the organism in Eukaryota, Metazoa, Cnidaria, Anthozoa, Scleractinia, Pocilloporidae. The record is from the annotation of a GenBank genome assembly.